GGAAGGGUUGGGCGAGUCACCAGCGCAGAGGCCGCCUAACUGACUCCGUUUGAAUUGCUCCGUUGUGAGCAGUGAUCGUGAUGUGGCACCCGUCUGCGCUGAACUUAUUCCUUCUCCCAUUGUAUGUUCAAUGUUACCUCUUGAAGGAAGACUGCAAAUGGAAAGUUGUGGUCAACAGAUUUAGCGCCAUCGGGUCUGGCAGAAAUAUCUUCUUAACACAGAAUGAGAUUCGAAAGGUGGCCAAGAUCUUUCAGGAACUGAAGGAUUCCGCUAUCGAUCCUGAUGACAGAAAUGCUCAUUAUUUUGGAUUUCCGUACUACCUGAAAAUGAGUCUGAACUGUGUCAAACAGAACUCUGCAAGAGCGAUUCGGAUGUUGCACUACACCGGUCUUACACCAAUUGUGACUGUCACUUUUCAAGAACCCGUCCACUCUGUACGUCAGAAACGAGAGCAAUUGCAGAUUGCAAUGAAGGCGGCACCUUAUCGGACUGGAGGCAAAUGCGACAGCGAAGAGGUUUGUGAUAUGUCCUGGAUCACGCCCAUGCCGAUGAUGAAUGGCAGUGUAGUGAUGGAGGUCUUGGUGAAGAGCAACGGCCUCGGCGUCCUCAUGGAGGAAGACAGGUUCUCCAUCAACGUCAAUGGCUUUGCGAAGGUUGAUAGGGAGAAAAAGGAGGUCAUAUUCACGAUUGGGACAAAGCUGACCAACCUGAAGGAAUUCCUGUCUCUGAAUGAGGUGUCGCGCCCCCUGUGGACCACUUUCCGCCAUUCCCCUGUGGUCAUCAUUGGUGGUGUGCCCAACAACAAGAUCAUCCUCAUGUCAGAUACGUUCUUUGACGAUUUCUUCCCGAUAGAGGUAGCCAUUGACAGCUGUUGGAUUGGCUCCCUCUCAUGUCCACAGAAGAACUUCUCCUCCUCCAUUUUGGACGCCAUUUCCACAGAAAGCACCCUUUUUAUCCGACAGAACCAGCUGGUCUAUUACUUCACUGGAAGAUAUGACUCCUUAUACAUGGAGACCUCAGGAUCUGAACUGUGGACGCGCAUAUUGAACAACAUCUGUGUGAAGAAGUUGAACCCGGUGCAUUUCUCUGUAAACGAUACUGAAUAUGUGAUUGCCAUUGGAGGUGGUUGGCAGGAAGGAGAAUUCUUCCUGAUCCGUGUGAAAGAUGGCAUUGUGAAGGUCUCUCACUCCAUGAAGUCUAAGAAUGGAACAGUGUGCGAUUUUUUCCAGUUCCAGAAGUGCUCCAUCCUUUGGAUCGUCUUUGUUACUACACACAACCAAUUCAUUCUGCUGGUGAAAGAUGAGAUUAGGCAUCUCUAUUACAUCGUGUUGUACAACCAAGCACAAAGAACAUUUAAGAUGUUGUACCAGCUUCCUAAAUUUGUUCCCAGGGGAUCAGAUAAAGGCUUUGUGAUGUUGCUGGGAACAGAGCAGUAUACAAACCAGACCCUUGUGCCCAGAGGCCUGACCUUUAACCCCUUUAGUAUGAUACUGUACAUCUGGGGGAACGUUAUCUUGCACAGCCAUGAUUUGGUGGAUUAUGUAUAUCUCUCCAGCUUUCCAAGUACUUCCUUUAUCAAAUAUUUUGUUCAUUCGUAUGUUGGGCAGUAUGCCUGUGUGACAGAUAAUGAGGAGAUCUGGGUUUCUCUGGAAGGCAGUUCAUAUCUUAUCCGGAUAUAUCCAUCAGAACCAUGGAAGCUACAUAAAUAUUUACAGAUCAUUGGGAAAUCGCUUGACUAUGAGGAUAAAGAGGCCACCAUCAGUGUUUUCUACGACCGAGAGGGCCUGCAACAGCUGCUCUAUUUAGAGGAUAAAAAGGGCAAUGCGAAAGUGAUCAAGAGGCCAGUCCCGCUGCAUUACGUCCUGACGUACAGGCAUUUGACAGAUGUCCCUUACCAUCAAUUGACAUAUCAGGGAAAAGAAUACAUCCGAUUCACCCACCGCUGUCCAUUUGCUGUGUUGCGCAUUGUGGACCAGCCGUUCCCACAGGCCUUCACCCGGAUGGAACAUUACCGUGCAGAGGCGCCGGAUGUCAUGGAUCCCACUGGGUUCCAUAACCUUAACUCGUUGGCUGUGUACCAAGGCUUGAUCUUCCAGCUGCUCUGGCUGCAUUCGGCUUACAACAGACCUUACGCAGACCCAGUCCAUGACCCCACAUGGCGUUGGUGGAAGAACAAAAAACAGGACGCAGAGUACUACUUCUACGUGGCGGGAAACAGGAACUCCUCGGGGGGCGUAUACGUCGACAUGGCCGAUUACGACAAGGUCUACAAGCUAAAGCCAAAUAACGUACUGCCUCCACAAAUCUAUCUGGAUAAGAAUAAUACCUACACCUUCUUCGUCUUCUUGAGCAUCCGGACAACCAAACAGAGCCUGGGGGAGACUGCAGCAGAAAAUUCCCUCAACUUUGUGUGGCUCACCCUCAUUUUAUCUCAUGCAAAAUUUUUCAUUGCGAAACUGCGGAGACAGGAGCUCAUCAGUAGAGGGUCGGUUCUAUACGAAGUGACGCUCACUGACACCGGCAUGUUUCCGCACCAAGACCUCAGUGGGAAAAACCUCCUGAAGGGGUCCAUAAUUUUAAAAGUGGCUCAUUCCUCACUGAACUGCUACCACUACACAUCCAAGGGGCCACGGAUAAAGGGCAACAGCGUGAUGGGUGUCAAUAUCGGCUGCCCCCCAGGCAAGAGGUUGGCCUUUGACAUCACAGGCACUAUGCAGUACAUCACCAAAAAAAAUAAGCGAUACUUUGACUGUGUCAACCCGGACCCCGAGAUGCCCUGCUUCUUCUUUAGUGAUGUGUUCCGCCCUUUGUUUUUGAUCCAAGACAUGGUGACUGGACACUCGGGUCCGUUCCAGGGAGGCUACGUCUUCAAGGUCAUUGGCGGGGGACCGUUUUCACAGAAGGCGAUCCGCUACUUCAGCGAUGAGGAGAUUCUACGCUACAACUCAGUGCAUGGCAGCAAAACACAGAGUCUGAUCUGGCUUAAGGAGAACUUAGAUAACAAAACAGAUUCUGAAGGUUUCCAUAUCCUUUCUGAGGCCAGCUCUGGGAUUAUGUUCGUCUGCCAGAAGAAUUCGGCAUGUUACGAUAUCGUUCCCAAGGAUAUGAGCGCUCCCGAUUACUUCUUUUUGGUGAAGGUGUCAAACAGAGGUGUGGACCAGACCACCUACUGUGACUACGCUUUGGAGUUCAUCAUCCACAUCCACGGCCUGCGCCUCAGCCCCACCCGGGCCAUCUUCCUCAUGAAGGUUUCUCUAGUCUCAGUAAUUGGCAUGGUGUUUGCAUACAUGUUUAUUCGCAUUGUGGGCCCCAGCAUCAAGAACUAUUUUCAUUCCCUGUACAAGAAAGUCGAGGAGGCCAUUGUUUUUCGGGCUGAAUCCAGCCUCACCUUCACGUCUUCGUUCACCAGUCAAAGUUCCCUGUCCAACUUACGCUCCCCAUCUGACAGCAGCAACCAAACCUCACCACGAUCACUCCAUGCAGAAAAUCUGUAACACCACUCAGGACUUGCGAGCUCUUUUGUCUGUUGCCAGGGGAACUUAACGCAUCAAGUUUCUUCUUCCUCUACGCUCCUUGUCAUAGUGGGGCAACCUGUGUCAUUCACAACGUGAAUUAUAUCUCCUUGCCCUGGUACUUUCCUGGCAGCUAAAAUGUGAUCCUGGGAACUGUGGUAGAGUUAAACCAAGCAGUGCUGGGAGGGUAAAAGUCAGAACCUGCCAUCUGAUGCUGUACAUGCGGCUCCUGGCCUGCUUUGGAUUUUAUUGUGCCUGUGUAAGCAGUUUGCCCAAGGAUGGGGCAGCAUUUGUAUCUCUGUCCAGUUUAUUCCUAGGUCUUUCUCAAGGAGGUGAACAUCCUCUCGUCUUUUAACUUGUGAACACUUGCUCUGCCUGAACCCACAACCCACAAUUUGGCUCUGCCUCCUCUGACUGAAUCGUGCAAAGGGUUUCCUCCUUUCUGCUUGUGAGUUCCUGAAGCAGAUGGCUUCUGGAGUUAGACAGCCAGCUUGGAUGCAAUUAUUCCACUUUAGCUUUCUAGGUCAGAAAUACAAGAACUUGUGCCAUGUAGUGGGGGCCACCUAUAUAGCUUGCUGGCAGAUGAGCCCCAUGAGUCAGGUCUUGAUACUAAUAACUGGCAAGACUACGAGCAACUUGCUUGGUUGACCCCUUGCAGAAGGCAUCUCCUCACGGGUGAGCCAGAGAAAGCUGUAUGUUGCCUGCAAAACUGUUCAGAUACUUGAGAGGAAACUGCCUGGGCUUAACCGUCUAUUUAGAGCAGUAUCAAACGUGGUUGCAAAUCUCGUUCAGCAGAAUCGUUGACUGUGUGUUGGCAAUUUGCAAAAGGACAGAAAUCCUUUGCACUUCCCUUCAGUUUAUUCCAAGGAGGCGGAUGUCUUUUCAAUUUCUGCAUAAGAUUUUUUGUUGCCUUUCUAAUUUAUGUGCAUUUGCCUCUUUGUUUUCC
Eublepharis macularius is the source of this 4458-nucleotide messenger RNA. Its product is annotated as cation channel sperm-associated auxiliary subunit gamma-like. The record is from RefSeq and is a predicted model, not a curated record. Bases 81 to 3494 code for a protein of 1137 amino acids. The transcript is spliced from 30 exons. Gene Ontology annotation, cellular component: sperm principal piece; CatSper complex; motile cilium. NCBI's taxonomy places the organism in Eukaryota, Metazoa, Chordata, Lepidosauria, Squamata, Eublepharidae.